GGAGGGGAGGCGAUGGGGCGGCGGAGAGGAGCUGCUCAUCAGCUGGAUGGGAUGGGGUGGAUGUUUGGCCACUGCUGCAAAAAUAAUUCAAAUUCCGAACCGUCCGAUGGCAAUCUGCGCAGCUUGGAUCAAAUAAAUCACUCGCUACUGCUGCUGGGGGCUCGCUGGCUUAUGCAACUCAUGUGGCCUGUCCAGUGGUUCGCCGGCCAGGAGGGACCUGCAGAGAAUGGCCACCGAACUCCGAGCACCGGCGGGCAAACAGCAGCAAACAUUGUGCGGACUCAUCCUCAUCAGCGCCGCAGUUACAACUUCGCCGUACGCGACUGGAACUCUCCCUCUGUCAUCAAUAGGCCGGAAUAAUCAGUUUUUGUCGCGCCGCAGCCUCAUCUGCGACUGUGAAAAAUGACCCCUCUUUAUCAUCAAUCACGUAGGCUUUUUAUGCCUCCGUCCGUCGAUUAGCGAUUCAAUGCGAGAUGGUUCCCCGGAGAUGGGCAGGUGGCCGAAAGACUAGAACUAUGCUAAUGGCGUGUGUUGCGCAUGCGCCUUGAUGGCGGUUGGUUCGGAAAAGAGAAUGCUACUAAAUUAAGUGCUAUCAAAAUCAAAUCUUAAUUUUAAACUGUUGCCUCUUCGUAUUCUUAUUUUUUGGUCAGUUUCCUCUUUCUGCCAAAGUAAAAUAUGAAGCUCUGGUGGUGAUGCUGCGCAUGCGCCGUGAGUGCAAUUCUUGGAUAUUAUCUGUUGAUCUAAAUUAAUAGAGCUGAAAAUCUUUAUGACUCCUAAUUAGUAUAUAAGGAUGGAUUAAAACAACUGUUAGUACUAGCUAAGAAUCGGAAUACUGUUGAUGUGCAGGACGACUAAACUUUCGA
Molecule: messenger RNA, 863 nt
Organism: Drosophila biarmipes
Lineage: Eukaryota; Metazoa; Arthropoda; Insecta; Diptera; Drosophilidae
Exons: 3
Coding region: 13-360 (115 amino acids)
Source: RefSeq, a predicted model, not a curated record